UAGUCAACCAACCAUCAACCGAGCGAACCAACAAUUCUAAAUUAUAUCGAAGAGCAGGAAUGUGCUUGUGUGAGAUUUGAAAAAACUUUUCGAACUAAAGUAACUCUAGAUUUUGUGUUGAAAAAUAUUUAAUUUAAAACAACAAAAAGGCUUUUUAUUUAUCAACAAAUUCAUCACAGUCAUUUUGAAUAGUUUAUUGCUUAAGAAAUACGCAUUCCCAAAGCAAUAAUUGACGAGGAAAAUUCAAUUCGAAAAACAACCGGCGCAACAAAAAAUAUCAAAAUUUCCGACAAAAGCAGCAACAAAAUGCGUUCCAAGAAGGGAUCCACAGAAACCAAGAGCGUUGAAGGCGGCGAUGACCCAAAGAAAGCCUCAUCCACGCCCGCCACAGAUGAAGAGUCGUCCGAGGAAGAGUACGCUGUGGAGAAGGUUGUCGACCGAAGGACGCGCAAGGGAAAGAUUGAGUAUUUUUUAAAAUGGAAAGGCUAUCCGGAUGAGGAUAACACUUGGGAGCCAGUGGAGAAUCUCGACUGCAAGGAUCUGAUUGCCGCUUAUGAGGCUGACCGCAAAAAGCGUGAAGAAGAAGCUGCCGAGAGCAGCUCAACAAAAUCAGACAAGGGUAAGCCUGCGUCAGCCGCUAAACCAGGUUCAAAACGUAAGUCAGAUGAGACAACAAAUUCAAAAGAAAAAGUCAACAACAGUUCAUCAUCAUCAGCUAAACGAAAAAAAGCUGACGACCACAACCAGGACUCGAACAACAGUACGGCGACAAAUAACACAACAAAUAACAAAAAGAAAGGCCGAAGAGAAUCAUCAAAAUCCGAUUCGGACAAUGAUUCCCCAUCAAACGAUGCAAUUGGCGCCAUGAAACCCGAAAAGAAUGGCUUCGAACGAGGCUUAGAUCCAGAGAAAAUCCUCGGAGCAUCAGACUCAACCGGAAAGCUCACCUUCCUCAUUCAAUUCAAGGGUGUCGAUCAAGCCGAACUUGUGCCGGCCUCCAUUGCAAACAUCAAAUGCCCUCAACUGGUGAUAAAGUUCUAUGAGGAACGGCUUUCGUGGUACUCGGAUGGUGAGGAUUAAACACGCAUCUACACGUGUUUUACAAACAAAAUUACAAGUGACGAGGAUCAUCCACGUCCGAGUUAUAGUUAUAUAAUAAAAUAUAAACAAAAAUCAAUUUGUAUACUUUCCAAAAAAAAAAAACAAACAAAAACAAAAAUGUUAUCAACCAUACAAACAAAAAUGUGGAGGCAUACAUUUAUACAAAAUCAUAAUGCGGAAUAUACUUUCCCACUAAAAACAACAAAACAUUUCAAUUUUAAUUUUCUUCUCUUCUUACUCUCUCACGAAGAGAAUUAAAGAAAAAUUCAAAAAACUAAACAAAACAAGAAACACAGGCCACUAAAAACCUACAACACCACACCGACCUACCUACAACUAAUAAAACGUAUGUAAGAAUAGUUUAAACAACAAACUGUCCCCUCAUAGGACGGCUCCUGCUGCUGCUGGAAUCAUUGUAUUGUAUUAGAGAUCUGUAGUCUUCAAAAAAAUAUUGUUCCCCUUUUUUUAAUAAAAAAAACUUUAUCAUAAUUUGUUUGUUCUCACCACUCGACUUUUGAGCGAGAGUUGUGCUAUGAAAUAACUCCUUAAUAACAAAAAUUACCUUAAUUCAUUAUUUUAUAAAUAUAAUAUUUUCAUUAGACCUGAAAAUUGAGCGAAACAAAAGAAAAAAUAUAAAUAAAUAUGUUAAUUAUUAUUUCAUUGGUUUUCUAGUAAUUAAAGAAAAAUUUUUAAAAAUUCCCAAGGACAUACUCGAGAGAACAUCCUCAACAAAAAGAAAAAAAAAAAAACCAAAACAAACAAACGAAUGCCUUUUCCAUCUUAAGCAGUUAUUUAAAAAACGAAAAAGAUAUUUUAGUUAAAAAUAAUAAUAAAAAAUCAAAUCAAAUGAA
Eupeodes corollae is the source of this 1952-nucleotide messenger RNA. It is a transcript of the gene Su(var)205, whose product is annotated as heterochromatin protein 1. Gene Ontology annotation, cellular component: nucleus; pericentric heterochromatin. Gene Ontology annotation, biological process: chromatin organization; negative regulation of transcription by RNA polymerase II. The transcript is spliced from 4 exons. Lineage: Eukaryota; Metazoa; Arthropoda; Insecta; Diptera; Syrphidae. The record is from RefSeq and is a predicted model, not a curated record. Bases 307 to 1080 code for a protein of 257 amino acids. Gene Ontology annotation, molecular function: chromatin binding.